UAAUAUUUGUAAACACGAAAGUCGAAAAUGAAAUUAUCUGCAACCUUACCUGCUAUAAAUUAAUAUCAGCUUGAUUAGAAGUUUUCAACAAGGAUAACGAGGUACUCUGAAGAGAAGCUGCUAAAAAUCUCACAAAUUUGUAAGGGUCAAGAGAAAAGCUUUAAUUAUCCGAAAGCGUUGCUUUUCUAUCUCGUCAUAGUCCCUAUUGGGAAAUUAAAAAACCGAAAUAGGCGAAUAGAACCAAGACGAUCAUGCCGCCUAAACGAUUGCCAGUACGCGAGGCAGUGGGUAAAAAGCCUCCUGCACUUGCAAGGCAGGUUGUAGAAACUCCGGUGCCAAGUUCAUCCAUGUCUGACGAACAGACUAGAAUAAAUGACGAAGAAUUAGCUUGGUGUAUUCACCAACUCAAAUUGUCCUUAAAUGCCAAGAAGCUGACAUCCAAACAAAUGGAUGCAAUUAGAAAGGAUGUUGCUAUCCUUGAAAAUCCCCAUGAGUUAUUAGUGAAAAAAAGAUGUAUUAUGAAAAUCAGUCUUGGAGAUUAUCGAAAAAAAAUGGAAUUAGAAAAAAGAAAAAUUCCUUUAGGUUUAGAAAAUGCUGCUAUUGCAACGGUUUCAACAAGUACUGGAAAGUUUAUGAGGAAAUCCCACCCAGCUGUUGCAGAGGAGAAACAAAAACUCAACUUUCAGCUGCCAGAAAAUAGUUUUAGAUUCAAUUUUGAUAGGGAUAAAAAAGAAUGAAUAAAAGUUGCACAUCAAA
Daphnia carinata is the source of this 756-nucleotide messenger RNA. RefSeq names its product UPF0488 protein CG14286-like. The coding region runs from base 252 to 737 and encodes 161 amino acids. The record is from RefSeq and is a predicted model, not a curated record. The transcript is spliced from 4 exons. Lineage: Eukaryota; Metazoa; Arthropoda; Branchiopoda; Diplostraca; Daphniidae.